AUGUCAGAUAAUCUACUUUCGCUCCUAGUGGACCAAUCUAAUCAGCUCGUUCGAAUCAAAAGGAUCUUGAUUAAUUUCAAGAAACUUUCCAAGACCAACGUUACACUUCCAAAAAUCAAAGGUCGAUUGGCUGACUUGAAGGGGUACUGGGAAAAGGUUCAACUCCUUCAUACCAGAAUUUCGCUUGCCGCCACCAAGGAGGAAAUGGAAAGUCUACCCUACUUUAUCAACAACGAGUACGAUGAUGCUGAAGAAAACUACUACGAGGCAGCUGAUUAUUUCAACGAUGCGAUAAGUAGAUUUGUAAAAGUAGAGCCCCCUCAGGGUCUUAAUAGUACCGAAAUCUCUUUCCGCGAUGCGCCUCACAGUUUUGCGUUACAACUUCCGCGUAUUUCGCUUCCGAAAUUCUCAGGUAUCCAAGUAGAAUGGGAACGUUUUCGAAAUACAUUUGAAUCGCUUGUAGCAAAUCAAGAUUCACUCACAAACACGCAAAAGUUUCACUAUUUAAAAUCAAGUGUUGCGGGAGACGCUGCUCAGUUGAUAGCAAAUCUGAGAAUUUCCGAAACAAAUUACGAAUUUGCGUGGCAAUUAUUAUUAGCAGAAUACGACGAUAAACAAGCAUUAGUGUGUGCUCACCUUCAUUCGUUCAUUAGUUUGCCGAACAUAAAAACGGAAAAUGUUACCGAUUUGAAAAGACUACGCGAUACAGUGUCCUCAUCGAUCGCGGCUUUAAAAAAUCAAAAUCGUCCCGUUGAGCAAUGGGAUGACUUGCUCGUAUUCCUCAUCGUUCAGAAAUUCAGUCCGCGCACAAGAAAUGAAUGGAAUUUGAGACGUAGCAUGUCUUCUGAGCUUCCGACGUACAAAGAUAUUAACGACUUUAUGACAUUACGUAUACGAGGCUUGACUGAUUUAUCGGAUAUAAAUAAUAGCGUGGCCAAUUCACGUAAUCAAUAUAAACAUAAAUCCUCAGUUAACAGCAUAUCCGUAGUAAAAUGCGAACAUUGCGCUGCUAAUCAUUAUAUACAUCAAUGUAAAGAAUUUCGUUCAAAAUCUAUUAGCGAACGAAAUAGCCUCGCAAGACAGCAUAAAUUAUGUUUUAAUUGUUUGAAAUCCGGGCAUUUUACUUCGAAAUGUUUAAGUACGACGCGAUGCAAACACUGUAGUCGCAUGCAUCAUUCAUUAUUGCAUGGCAAAACGCGUGAAGCUCCCCUCGAUUCUGAUUCGCAAAAGUCAGUUUCUUCCGCCGGUACUCAAAUACCGCACGGCGAACACACCGUCACGGAAACACAUGCCGUCGCGAAUGUUCAAACGGUACAGACGACUCAAAUUUCAACGCCCCCGCACAUCCUCCUAGCAACAGCUUGGGUUGACCUUCAUACUAACGAGGGUCGUAGAUUUAGAGUUCGCGCGUUACUAGAUCAAGGGUCUACGUACAGUUUUAUUUCAAAGUCUUUAUGUCAAAAUAUGCGUACUAAACGACAUCAAGCUGAUCUACAAAUACGUUGCUUCGGAGAAAAAUAUACGGGUAAAUCGAGAUCACGCGUCACGCUAAAUAUGUCACCUUGUUCGCUCAAGACUCCCCUCUUUCCGCUAGUCGCGUACGUAUACCAGAAAAUUACGUCAUACUCUGCUUCUCAGAUUCAACCUCUCAAAAAUUGGUCUCACUUACGAGAUCUAACGCUUGCGGAUCCAAACCCGUCAAGCAAAGAUCCCAUUCAUUUGUUAAUAGGAGCAGACCUCUACGGCUUGUUAUUAUUAAAUGAUUUAAGGCAAGGUCCGUUAGGUACCCCGACUGCUCAGAAUACAGUUCUCGGAUGGGUAUUAUCAGGGCCCACAACAAGUACUGAACACUCACCGGAAAACGCUUCCGUAUUACAUUGCAAAUCGUCGCUUAAUACCAAUCUUAUUCUUCUCAAGUUUUGGCAGGAUGAGGAAGUCCCUCAUACUAUUCCUCUUACCGCCGAAGAAACAAAAUGUGAAGAACAUUUUAAAAACACGCAUACACGCACUCCCGACGGUAGAUAUGUCGUUCGUCUACCUUUCAAGGAGAAGCCUCCGAUAAACAUUGGCGAAUCUUUGUCAAUAGCUCGUUCAUUGUAUAAUCGUAAUGAAAAACAAUCACAAAACAAGCGAGAUGUAAGUACACAAUAUAAUGAUUUCUUGCGAGAAUACGAGUUCCUUGGGCACAUAAAGCAGGUCGACGAUAAAGAGAAAAACAUAGCAAAUCCCGUGUAUAUUCCGCAUCACGCUAUAUUACGCAAUCCAGCCUUACGACAAAAUUGCGCGUUGUAUUUAAUGCAUCGUGUAAAACGCGAGGCGGCGGAUCCCGCGGCAUUAAUUUUACGAUGGCGUCAAUGGUGUUAUGUUUAUAUGACCGAUAUACAAAAAAUGUUCCGUCAAAUUCUAGUCGAUCCGAUCGAUACUGACUUCCAACGCAUUCUUUGGCGACCUAACAUUGAUUCGCCGAUAAAAUCGUUCCGACUGCUUACCGUAACAUACGGUCUCGCCUCCUCGCCAUAUUUAGCUUUACGCGUGCUCCUACAACUCGCUAAAGAUGAAGGCUGUUCGUUCCCCAAAGCUGUUUCAAUAUUAAAAAAUUCGCUUUAUGUUGAUGACAUGCUGUUCGGCGAUGACGACAUGCAAGGACUACGUGAAGCACGUGAUCAGUUAAUAGAAUUAUUGCGACGCGGAGGAUUUCGGCUUAACUCCACAAUCGCCCUGGCGUGGCUCAAACAACACCCGUCGAAAUGGCAAACCUAUGUCGCAAAUCGAGUCUCCGAAGUUCAAACGACUCUUCCUACUAUUCGUUGGAAUCACGUGUCAUCUAAACAUAAUCCGGCUGAUUGCGCCUCCCGGGGUAUCUCUGCAUCAGAAUUAGUGGCUCACAAACUCUGGUGGUCAGGCCCUUCAUGGUUGCAAAAGCCUUCGACUGUCUGGCCCAUACAUGAGUCAACUCCUCUAGAUCAAUUUGCUAUGAAUCAGAUGCAAACUGAGGCGCGCCUACGACCGUCUAUCACAUUGAAUGUGAUCCAGAAUGGACGCUUCCUACUAGUUGCUCCAGUUGGACGAAGUUGA
Messenger RNA from Nylanderia fulva, 3075 nucleotides. The record is from RefSeq and is a predicted model, not a curated record. NCBI's taxonomy places the organism in Eukaryota, Metazoa, Arthropoda, Insecta, Hymenoptera, Formicidae.